CGGACCACGCCGCCCGAGCCCUGCCGCGACUUCCUUCCCGGGCCGCCCGGCGCUCCCCCGGCCCGCACUUUUGAUUGACCCCCCGCCGCCCGCUGGACUGCUGCUGCGUCUCUUCCCACCGUGGACCUCAACAUGUGUCAUGUCAUUGUCACCUGCCGCUCGAUGCUCUGGACCCUUCUGAGUAUCGUGGUGGCCUUUGCGGAGCUCAUCGCGUUCAUGAGCGCGGACUGGCUGGUGGCGAAGGCCAAGGGCCGCGGCGGCGCGGAGCCCGCGGCCGGGGCCCCCGAGCCCCACCACCCCACGCUGGGCAUCUACGCGCGCUGCAUCCGCAACCCGGGCGUGCAGAGCGUCCCGCGCGACACGCUGUGCGGGCCCUACGCCGAGAGCUUCGGCGAGAUCGCCAGCGGCUUCUGGCAGGCCACGGCGAUCUUCCUGGCCGUGGGGAUCUCCAUCCUGGGCAUGGUGGCCCUGGUGUCCGUCUUCACCAUGUGUGUGCAGAGCGUCCUGAAGAAAAGCAUCUUCAACGUCUGCGGGCUCCUGCAGGGAAUCGCCGGCCUGUUCCUUAUCCUUGGCUUGAUACUCUACCCUGCAGGAUGGGGCUGCCAGAAAGCUAUAGACUAUUGUGGACAUUAUGCAUCCGCCUACAAACCUGGAGACUGCUCCUUGGGCUGGGCCUUUUACACUGCCAUCGGGGGCACAGUCCUCACCUUCAUCUGUGCCGUGUUUUCUGCACAAGCAGAGAUAGCAACCUCCAGUGACAAAGUACAGGAAGAAAUUGAAGAGGGGAAAAACCUUAUCUGCCUCCUCUAGUUUGGAUGGGACAUUAUGCCAUUUUUUUUCUUGUGUAAUCAUGUGAAACAGUGCUCAUCAUUUGAAUCAAGUGAAGAACCAGCCUUUAUCUGCCAGAGCCACAUUCCACAGCCUCAGACCUCUGUGAGACCAGUGAAAGGUACCAGCCACUAAGCUGAGUGACUGGAUGUGAGGGCCACAGUGCAAAUGAUUAUAGACUCUAGCCCUUGACUGUAGUGGAGGAUUUGUCAGACGCCAUCUCCCUGAGGGCUCCAUGAAGGAUAGCAAUCUGAAUCACCAGGGUGGGAAGCCUUCUCCCUUACAGCACAGGAGAGGCAAGGUUCCACCCAUAGCUACACACGCCUGUGAGCUUCUCUCCGAAAGAGGCCUGGGGGAUGGUUUCUUGUGAAUUGACUCAGAUUAAAAGGAGAUUGCAGACUUUCUAGAGAGGCUGUGUUCUAAAGACACCAGGCUAGGCUUAGCUGACCAAAGGGGUUAAUAGGGACAGUGUGUAGUCUUGCUGAGGAACUUAUUUUAGGCUGACUUCCAAAGCAAGGUAGAUCUAUGGAACUGUCAUCAAGAUCUGAGAAAUUGCUGAGUAAAGAAAGAUUGGGAGUAAAAGUUAAAAACCUUGGCAGUCAGAGACUAGAACCCACACCAGCCCAGUCUCCUCUCCUAGGGUGAGUGGUUGUGCUUGACUGCCUGAAGAACCUCAGCUUUCUCCUUCCAAGGAUAUCAGUUUCUAAACCAGCUAUGCCUCAUGCAGAUGUCCUCAGCAUUUGUGAGGAGACCUGUUCUCUGGUGAUCAUGCUGUACGCAGCUGGUUUUGAGUCCCAUCAGCAAUAGAACGACAAUCUGCAGGGAAUAGGGGGCCUAGCUCCUCUAGUUUCUGACUGAAAUAACAUGAAAGAGUUGUACUCACGACUCCAUCCGUAAGAAAGCAGAGUAGAAAGUCAAUGCAGGAGUUGUACCUGUUUACAAAAUACUCAAGUGCCACUAUUAAAGGAUUCAGUUUUGAAUCUAGUUUCUAUAAAUUACCAGUGUAACUAAAUAUGGUAAAAAGAAUGACAAAAGCAGCUAGAAACAAUGCAGUGUGGCAUCACAUGGCCUCAAGCUGCAGCAUAAUACAGAAACACUCAUGUAGACCUCUGAAGGGUUACUAGUAAGUGCUUUUUACCAGGUAUGCAACCCUGAAUCACAAUCUACAGCCUUGUCCCAGUGCCUCACUUUAAAGCUGUGAGGAUAGAACCAGGCCCUGAUACAAAACACACACAUGUUCUAUGUACAGAUGGAAUGAAACCACUGAAGUUUUAUGAUGUUUUCUUUUGGCCUGUACUUCUCUCUCACACAGGUGAGAUACUAAGAAUACGGAUGUUGACUCAGUUAAUAAAUUCACCAUUUCUGAAGCAAAGGUCAAAAUAAGAAAGCUGGAACUCCUACAGCUUUCAUGUGGCCAAGAGAAGGGCAAGCAGGUACUCCCUGAGCAACGCAGGAUAAGGUUCAGUGUCCAUGAGCAGGAUAGGCCAUGUGUGGUCCAGUGGUGGCUCCUGACCUCACUGCACACUUACAAGGGUCUAACCAAGUCCUUCUUCCAAUACAGUGACAGUGUUUCCAAGCUGGGCAAAGCUUUGUAAUUCUGUUCAUUAGGCAAAUCUUCAUAAAAUAAUUUUUCUUUCUAAAACUUAACAGAUUAACUUUUUAUAUAUGUGGUGUUUUCUAACAUUGAUUUUGUGGCCGCUUCCUCACAGACAAGUUUUAAGCCCAGGGGAUCUGCUGAGCCUGUCCAUCAUGUGCUCUUUGGCUAAGGUGGCAGUGGACACCUAGGUCAACUUGACAGUGUUUAUUAAUUUAAAAGUUGUUCAAACACCAAGAUCAAAUUUUCUACAAGAGUAAAAAGGUCAGCUGGGCCUUUUAAAUCUUCACUCUAAUGCACAGUUUCUUUGGGAUGAAAGGGCCAUCUAAAACCAUGCUAGUCUAGACCAAAAUUCUUCUGCAUGGCUCUCUACAAACCACUUGUUGACCUAUACUCAUUUUUCUAAUAAAUAGGACCAUUACUAUUACCAGAAAAAUCUUAUUUAUUUUGCCUGCAUUUGUGCUAUAAGUUUCAUGAUGGGCUGGGCUUCUCAAUCAACUCUAAAGCAGAAAUAUUUGCAUUGGAGUCUGUGGGUUCUUUAAACCUGUGUGCUAAGUCAACAAUGUUACAUUAGUUGUGUAAGGGUUUUUGUAUAGUUUUCAAUCACCUGUGGUGUCACAAAUGAUCUUGGUUUAAACAUGUAUUCUGUAAAGUGCCAUAGUCUUAUGUGUAGCAUAUUUAAAAUAUAUAUUAUACAUACACAAGUUUAUGUGAAAGAUGUGCAAUAACAAAGGUGUAUGUAUGUUUGUUUUGGGGAAACUGGACAGGAGUCACAACAGGGCUGUUUUGGCAAAGGAGAGAAACACAGUUUUGCCUUCGUGGCUAGUCACUAGCCAAUAAGAAUUCUAAUGCUACACAAAUUUUAUGUGAAGAAAAGACUGGUAUGAAAUCCUUUACUCCUGGGUCUGAAUUAAAAUAAUCACUAUAUGUAUGUGAAGGUUAUGCCAGCAAGCCAGGCCCAGCUAAUGCUAGUCUUUUGUGAAAUGUGAAGCUGCCAUGUUGCCUUUUCUGUUAGUGUAAUAACUAGUAGCUGGUUCAUACUCACUAAGGAGCUAUUUCUUAUCAUGCUUUUAUAGACCAUGUUAAUGCUAGACCACUACUUAAGGGCUAGUCUCACACCUUCUUAGCGGUAAGAGUCUGGCUGAGAACAGACUUCUCUGUGCAAUAACGUGGCCACUGGAAAUCCCUGGCCUGCAUUUGUGUUUGGGUAGCAAAGACUUCCAAGGGCCAACAGAAUUAAAGGGAUGACUGGGAUUUCUUCUGAGACUGUGGUGAAACUCCUCCAAGGCUGAGGGGGUCCUUAGGUGCUGUGGAGGAACUUGGCACCACUUGAUAUUCAAUAGCCACUUGAGCCAAAUAUGAAAUUGUAUUUACAGCUGAUGGACUCAAUUGGAGCCUUCAAAUUUGUGGUUAUCCUGUUAUAUGUAAACUAAUACAUUUGUUUGUCUAGCAUUGAUUAGGUUUCUAUGUAUAUGUAUUUCACAGUGUGCUCCCCUGCCCUCCUCAAAUCUGAAUUAAACCAAGUUUUGCAAACCCA
Molecule: messenger RNA, 3959 nt
Organism: Jaculus jaculus (lesser Egyptian jerboa)
Lineage: Eukaryota; Metazoa; Chordata; Mammalia; Rodentia; Dipodidae
Gene: Lhfpl2
Product: LHFPL tetraspan subfamily member 2
Exons: 2
Coding region: 133-810 (225 amino acids)
Cellular component (GO): membrane
Source: RefSeq, a predicted model, not a curated record